CAGGAAAUGAGGCACAAGACUUCCCAUGUAAUGAGGAAAAGAAAACGACUUUACAGAAACAUCCUGGAAAAGUCAAGUAGCUACCCCGGACACCAUGGUCACCACCACCACCACUCAGAAGCUGGGAAUCCCUCUCUGUUCACUGGACUCCAUGAGCAGCCUCCCCAUGCAGCUCCAGGUGGCCAUCUAAACGGACAGCUCAGACUGGGGUUACCUGGAGAAAUGUACGCCAGGUCUGAACAUUUCACUCAAGUACCAGCCUCCAGGACAGAUCAUUUUGCUGCUGCUUCGCUUCAUAACUACGGUGGUAUGAAUCUGAACGUGAACCUGGCUCCACACCACGGCCCGGGUGCCUUCUUUCGUUACAUGAGGCAGCCCAUCAAACAGGAACUCAUCUGUAAGUGGAUUGAGUUGGACCAGACUCCCAAAAAAUUAUGCUCGAAAACUUUCAGCACGAUGCACGAGCUGGUGACUCAUGUCACGGUGGAGCACGUUGGAGGACCCGAGCAGUCCAAUCACAUAUGUUUCUGGGAAGAGUGUCCGAGAGAAGGGAAACCUUUCAAGGCCAAAUAUAAACUUGUAAAUCACAUCAGAGUCCACACAGGUGAAAAACCUUUCCCCUGCCCUUUCCCAGGCUGUGGCAAAGUGUUUGCCAGAUCAGAGAAUCUCAAAAUACACAAAAGAACUCAUACAGGGGAGAAGCCGUUCAAAUGUGAAUUCGAGGGCUGUGACAGGCGCUUCGCCAACAGCAGCGACAGGAAGAAGCACUCGCAUGUCCACACCAGCGACAAGCCCUACAACUGCAAAGUGAGAGGCUGCGACAAGUCCUACACCCACCCCAGCUCCCUGAGAAAACACAUGAAAGUGCACUGCAAAUCCCCUCCUCCCAGCUCCGGCUACGAGUCCUCCACGCCCUCCUUGGUGUCCCCCUCCUCGGACUCCGGCCGUGAGCCCCCCGCCUCCUGCUCCCACGCAGAGCCCUCCGCGCCCGCGCAGCCCGCCGCCAACCUGAGCGAAUGGUACGUGUGUCAAGGCGCGGGGCCCCGCGGCCCCCCCGGGCCCCCCGGCGCCUCCCCGCCGCCGCGCCUCCCCGCCGAGCCCCGGCCCCGCUGCUAG
Molecule: messenger RNA, 1116 nt
Organism: Prinia subflava (tawny-flanked prinia)
Lineage: Eukaryota; Metazoa; Chordata; Aves; Passeriformes; Cisticolidae
Gene: ZIC4
Product: Zic family member 4
Exons: 3
Coding region: 7-1116 (369 amino acids)
Biological process (GO): regulation of transcription by RNA polymerase II
Cellular component (GO): nucleus
Molecular function (GO): DNA-binding transcription factor activity, RNA polymerase II-specific; RNA polymerase II cis-regulatory region sequence-specific DNA binding
Source: RefSeq, a predicted model, not a curated record